AUGUCUUCAACUCAAGUAGAGACACCUCAAGUCGAUAAUUGCCCGUUAUGUGAUAAUAAACCCCGUUUCAUGCCCCUUUGGCUUCAAGAAAAUACGGAAACAUGGAUAAAAUGUGAUGUUUGUCUUGUUUGGUGUCAUGCGGCUUGUCUUAAACUUCCAACUGAAGAAUGUGAACGAAUUGAUGAAUAUCAUUGUCCAAAAUGUGCAAUAUCUCAUGGUCCAAGUACUUUUUUUCUAAAGUUAAUUGAUUAUCCAUUUGAAUUGUAA
This is a messenger RNA of Racocetra persica, 267 nucleotides long. The record is from the annotation of a GenBank genome assembly. NCBI's taxonomy places the organism in Eukaryota, Fungi, Glomeromycota, Glomeromycetes, Diversisporales, Gigasporaceae.